GUGAAAGGAUGCGGAACGUCAGUGAACACGUUGAGAUGAGCUGAGAAAAACAUGGACGGCGGACAGACUUCUGAGUAUGACAGGUACGUCUGCCUGUGGCGGGCGGCUCGUCGAUUGGAGCAGGCGAUCCAAGAAGAUGACAGCAGCACGGUAGCCACCAUUAUAGCCACCUACGCGCAGAAACUGAUGGUGCAGCAGACGAAAAGCAGGAGCAAUGACAGCGUUCCCGAGGAGGACACCUGCUGGCUGCCGUCGGUGCUGCAGCACCCGCUGCAGCUGGCCGUGGAGGCGUGUGCCCACUCAGUGGUGCGCCUGCUGCUGAGCCGCGGCUUCGACCCGAACACGGGCCAGCUGCGGCCGGGCACCGGCGCCGAGUGGGCCUCGCAGGACGAGGAGGCGCCGCCGCCAGCCGUGCGCUUCAACCUGGCGGGCCGGGAGCGCGCCGACUCGGCCGAGCGCUGUCCGCUCGCCAAGGAGCCGCACCCGCGCGCGCUAGCGCUGCUCCAGCAGAACAGCUCCUUCCUCCGCGACCUGGUGGUGCGCAUCAGUCCGCGUGCGCUCUUCGCCGAGGCUGCAGACGAGUCGCGGCGCGCCAGCGGCGAGGACGCCGAGUCGGUGGCCGAGCUGGUCGGCUAUGGCGCCGACGUGAACGUCACUGACGAGUACGGCAACACGCCGCUGCAUGUUUGCGUGUGCCGCGCGCAGCCGGACGAAGACUGCCUGUACGAGCUGGUGGAGAUGGGCGCGUCCGUGUACCGCGCCAACAACAGCGGCGUGUGCCCGGCGCAGCUGUACGCGCCGCUGGCCGGUCUGCAGGCGCACGUUGUCGAGUGCCUGCUGGGCCUGAUGCGGCGGCUCCACUGCCGCGGCAUUUCUCGGCUAUUCGCGCGCGAGAAGGGCCGCGAUGAGGCGGCCGCUGGUGCCGCUGCCAGCCGUUCGUCGGCCGAGACCAGCCCGCGCUCGGCCCGCGGCUCCGUCCGCAGCCGCACUGGCAGCGUGCGCGGACAACGUGACGACGGCGACCCGGCCGCCAAGACGGAGGGCGAGACGGCCGGCCACAGGUCACACCAGCUGCUGCAGCACCUCCGGCAGUUCUCCUCUGUCGACGGUGCGGCGCCCGAGGAGGACCCCGUCCGCUGCCUGGAUAGCUUGGCCGUGAUCUCACGCAAUCCAGAGGUGCUGUACCACGUGCUUGGUCACCUGCGCUCGGAGCUGACGCCGAUCCUCGACUGGCUGGAGCACGUGACAGACAAGAAGACGCACCGCAAGUUCUCCAAGUUUCUGCACACGGUGAUGAAGACGGCCAUCUGGCACUUCUCGCUGCCGAUGCACCGGCGCGAGCUAGCGCGCACGCUCAGUCAGCUGAUCAGCAUGACAGCCGAGAUGGUGCAGGGCUCGCAGGACCUGCAGUUCACGGCGCUGACACUGAUGAACCGCGUGGUGGACGAGACGGUCGCGCGCGCCGCGGCCGCCGUCGUGGCCGAGGCUGAGAGUCGCAGGGACAGCCCGGUGCCGACUCGGCCUCCUGAGAGCCGGCGCGGACUCUGGCACCAGCACCUGCUCGACGCGUCGGCCGGCGCCGAGCGCACCCGCCGCUGCAUGGACGAACGCGAGCCGCACAUCACCGACGCGCUCUGCAAUGUGCCGGCGAGAACGCUGGUCAACGUGCUGCACAACGCCAUCACGCUGCAUAAACGGAUCGUCAUGGGGAAAAAGCAGCGCUGCACGCCCAGUGUCAGGGUGCAGGAGUGCCAGCCGCACUGUCUGCAGAUCCUAAGCUCCCGCCUGCUGCUCUUCCUCUCGCACCUGAGCUCGUAUCGAGUCUCGCUGGUCGAGGAGACCCAGCUGCGGCUGCUCGUCUCGUCGCUGGACACCACGCACGACCCGCAACUGCUCUGCCUGUCGCUGCAACUGAUGGCCAACCUGGCGCUGGACCCGGCCAACCAUGACGCCCUGCUGGCCACCGAGCUGGUGGACAGCCUGAUCCAGCUGAUCCUGCCUUCCGACGAGUGGUACUACACCAACCAUAGCACGAUGUUUGCUCGCUUUGUCAAACACCACGCUGCCAGAGUGAUGGUCUACAUCGGCCUCCAGAACAGAAUCAACCAGCGGACCAGCGUCUUUGACCUGCUGCAGAGCACGUCGGACGGCGCGUCCCGGCGGGUGUCGCUGACCCAUCUCCGGGUCACCGGAACUGAGGCGGCGCCGGCGGUGGCGGCGCACCGCCACCGCCGCCUGAUUGGCAUGUAG
Pollicipes pollicipes is the source of this 2250-nucleotide messenger RNA. RefSeq lists its product as uncharacterized. Gene Ontology annotation, molecular function: protein binding. Bases 52 to 2250 code for a protein of 732 amino acids. The record is from RefSeq and is a predicted model, not a curated record. The transcript is spliced from 16 exons. Lineage: Eukaryota; Metazoa; Arthropoda; Thecostraca; Pollicipedomorpha; Pollicipedidae.